AUGGACAAGGGACCGGGCGCAGCCAAUGACACGCAAGCUUUCAACAUCGACGACUACACCGCCGCCCUCGAGUUGGACUUCAUUACGUCCAACUUUGUCAACAACCAGCACCUCGACAUUACCAAUUUUGGAACCGGACAAGACGAGCUUUCCCGGGAGCUGCAGGGUAUCGGUUCUGGCGAACCUCUUUGUGGUCUCGAUGUUGACUCAUCUCAUCAACAAGUUGCCUUUGAGCUUGGCCCCGCCGCGGCCGCUCUCGGCGGCCAAGAUGUCAGCAUGGAGCUUGCCCAGAGGCAAUCCGUGAACAACGCCAACCAAUUCGAUGAGCCUGGCGUGUUUAUGUUCUCGGAAGCCUUGGGCGAUGGGGAGCCCAUGGGACACCUGUUCAACAACGACCAGGGAAUCAACAUAUCAUCACUUCAACCUUCAGAUACCACAACGCCGCCGAAGAUCGGAACUCGCUUCUCUUCCAAAUCCCUCCGCAUACUAAAGACAUGGCUGGCGAACAACAAUCAUCAUCCGUAUCCGACCACCGAGGACAUGGAGAUGUUGCAGCGGCAGACUGGCCUCAGCAGGCAGCAGAUUACCAACUGGUUGGCCAACACACGCAGACGGACGCGCUUCAAAGUGCCACCCAAACGGCCGCCGUCUCCAGCAGUCACGUCUUCGAGAACCAUGCCCAUCAAUAUUCCUUCGGGCGCUGGCCUUUCCGAUACGUUCCAAAACCUGAACCCUCUACAAAGAUGGCAGGUUUCGCCUCCCGAGCAUGAGCCAGCGUCAGUGUCGGCAAUCGCCAACGCCGUGUCUGGGUUCUCUUCGGAAGGGGAAGAGUUGGCCGACCGAUCCUUCACGGAUACGCAUCCGACACGGUCCUUGUACGGGCAGUCCUCUGCGAGCAGUGCAGGAACGUCGCACUCCAGUAGAAGCUCCGCCAACUCAGCAUACUCACACAACUCUCACACGUCUCUGAGAUCUCUCGAGCCGCUUGGAAAGGGCGCGGUCAAGCGGAGACGGCGCCGCGCGCUGGCAAAACGUCCCGAAGCCAAAAGUACUGGCACCCUCUGGCAGACUAGCAACACGUACCAGUGCACAUUCUGCACAGAGACGUUCAAGACCAAGCACAACUGGCAGCGUCACGAGAAAUCGUUGCAUCUAUCCCUCGAGCGGUGGGAAUGCGCCCCGACAGGCGCAACUGUGCCCGAUGCGAGCGGACAGCCGGUGUGUAUCUUUUGCGGCGAGGCCAACCCUAACAAGGACCAUCUGGAGAAGCACAAUUACCAGGCAUGCAGAGACCGCCAGCCCGAGGAUCGCACAUUUUAUCGAAAAGACCAUCUGCAGCAACAUUUGAAGCUGGUCCACGAUGCCAAAUUCCUGAGGUGGCCUAUGGGAGACUGGAAGUACGAAAGCGAGGUAAUACGCUCCCGGUGUGGCUUUUGCGGCCACACAAUGUCUUCAUGGACCGAUCGGAUUGAUCACCUGGCCGAGCAUUUCAAAGAUGGGAAGACGAUGGCAGAUUGGCAUGGUGACUGGGGUUUCGACGACAAUGUUCUCAACAUGGUCGAGAACUCGAUGGCCCCUUAUAUGAUCCACAUGGAACGUAACUCACCAUGGCCGUUUACAACGAAACAAGGAGUCCCAGAAACACCACCAAACGCCUACGAACUGAUCAAGCUGGAGCUCAACCACUUUUCGGCCGAGCACCAAAACACAAAAGACCAGAUGCCCACCAAUGCGGAACUCCUAUACGAAAGCUGCUGCGUAAUCUUCGGAUGCGACUCGAUAUCGUUCUCCAAAAGACCUGCAACAUCGACGCAGAGCUGGCUGCGAGACCUGCUCAUGUCGUCAGAGUCCAUCGUACAGCAGGCGCGCGUCCGACCCAUGAAGAACAAUGCAAAGUCUCGAUUCACAUAUCUCAGCAUCAACGGCAAAGCGAAUAUUUUUGAAGCAUGUGGCUUGGAAGAACAGCUGCAAAGCUACGUGGAGAUUUCCAAGUUGAUUGAAUCACAGAUUUCCGACGAGGAGCUGCAACGAGAGGCCUGCAACAUUGUCGAAAGAAUCGAGACCUCUUCGCCGAACCCCUCCGAGACCUUUUUGAACUUUCUGUUCAGUCUCAUCAACGGCUCUUCACAUUGGCUGGCCGCGUUCCGUCACCGGAACGGACUCUCGCCAUCGGAGGCUUCGAAUGCCACCAAUAUCUCGAGCACAUCUGAAGCUAUUCUCGGGGCCAUCGCAGCGGAGCCCGGUCUCGAAUUCUCGGGCGCAAACCUCUCUUCGGGAAGCACGCCUGAUCCAUCACAGGCCAACGCCGCUGGCGCCAAGGCAGGCGAUAUUAGCAAAGUGUACUCGACAUCCGCGUUCUUCGUCAACGAAGAUAACUGCUACAGGAAAUUGAUGAAGGAGUUGAGACGAUUUGUGACGAUUACGACCUCGCCGCGGAACCCGAACAGGCGGAUACCCACAGAUGCCGAGCUUCAGCAUCAGGCACGGUGGAUAUCUUUUGAAGAUGACGAUCCAUGGAACCAAACCCCAGCCGACAACCCAGAUUGGCUACGAGAUUUCAAGCGAGAGAUGGGUAUUCUCGACGAUGAUUCGACUCCAAGUCAUUCCUGA
This is a messenger RNA of Colletotrichum orchidophilum, 2610 nucleotides long. Its product is annotated as homeobox and C2H2 transcription factor. The transcript is spliced from 3 exons. The coding region runs from base 1 to 2610 and encodes 869 amino acids. Gene Ontology annotation, molecular function: DNA binding. The record is from RefSeq and is a predicted model, not a curated record. Gene Ontology annotation, biological process: regulation of DNA-templated transcription. NCBI's taxonomy places the organism in Eukaryota, Fungi, Ascomycota, Sordariomycetes, Glomerellales, Glomerellaceae.